ACAGCCUGGCAGCCUCAGCACUGCUGCAAAGUGGGGAUCUGAGCUUUGAUACACACAGAAGAAAGGAGAGUUUGAGUGUGGCUUUAGGAGACAUGGCUUUGCUCUGGACUCUUUCAUACAGAAAGAAGAUGUGUUUGCUGGCUCUGAGGGAAAAGAAAAAUUGUUAAAGCAGUGUGGAUAUGACUUGAAUUUUUCAUCAGGCUCUCAACACCAUUACUAGGGGAGAAGAAUUAUUUCCUUCCAGCUAGUUUUCCAGUAAUUUCACAAAGGAAUUAAGGUUGGAAGAUGCUUCAGGAUGGAUAAAGCUGUUCAGCACCCCAGCGAGAUCCUGAACCAAACUAUCUCUAACAUUAGCCUCUCUCAGUUCUUGAACUUUGAUACAUGCCACCUUUCCUCCCUUGCAGAAUUCUUGCUGAUUACAGCUUACACGCUGGUUACACUGGUGGGGCUCGUUGGAAAUCUUUGCUUAAUUAUUAUAAUAAAGAGACGGAAAGAAGCUCAAAAUGUCACCAACAUUUUGAUUGCCAACCUCUCUUUAUCAGAUGUCCUGAUCUGUAUCAUGUGCAUUCCUGUCACAGUGGCAUACACCUUAAUGGACCACUGGAUAUUUGGGGAGGCAAUGUGUAAAAUUGGCUCUUUCAUACAAAGCCUGUCUGUCUCAGUCUCCAUUUUCUCACUUGUACUCAUUGCUAUUGAGAGAUAUCAGUUAAUUGUGAACCCCCGUGGCUGGAAGCCCAAUAUUUCACAUGCUUAUUGGGGAAUUCUUUUCAUCUGGGGGCUUUCCCUCAUCAUAUCCACUCCUUUUUUAGUAUUCCACCAAAUAACAGAUGAGCCCUUCAAACAUUUGUCCUUCCACAGUGAUUUCUACAAGAACAAGGUGGCUUGCAUCGAGGCAUGGCCAUCUCUUACAGAGAGGCUGAUUUUCACCACCAGCCUGCUGGUUUUCCAGUACUGCUUCCCACUGGGCUUUAUUUUUAUCUGCUAUCUCAGGAUAUUUGUGUGUCUUCGAAGGAGAAGGGGUAAAAUAGACAGGAUGAGAGAGAAUGAGAACAGGCUGAGUGAAAACAAAAGGAUCAAUAUGAUGUUGGUGUCAAUCGUGGUGACCUUUGCAGCUUGCUGGCUGCCUCUCAAUAUAUUCAAUGUGGUUUUUGACUGGAAUUACGAGGCACUAAUGAGCUGUAAUCACAACCUGGCAUUUACAAUCUGCCACCUUGUGGCCAUGAUCUCGACAUGUAUCAAUCCCAUCUUUUAUGGAUUUCUGAACAGGAACUUCCAGAAGGAUUUGGUAGUGCUAGCUCACCACUGCAGGUGCUCAGCAUCACAAGAGGAAUAUGAAAAUAUUGCCCUUUCAAACCUGCAAACAGAUGCAUCUAAGGGGUCUCUGAAGUUAAAUAAUCCCCAUGUGGAUAUAUAAAACAAUCUAAUUGCAGCUUCCAAAAUUCUGUAUUUUGCUGCAGAUGGCCUCUUUCUGCAGGUCUUGGUCAUGUCACCACCAGGUUUAGAGGAGGUCUUUGCCAUUUGGUUCAGCAAAACCAGGAUUAUGCUCCCAUAGGCACAGUCUUAACAGGUACUUUAUGAUAGUAUUAAUGCUGGUAAAACCACUUCCAACAGCCCUAAAGAUCAAUCAUAAUAAAUUACAAACAGUAUUAACAUCUUACUUUUUUUAAUCCAGUUUUGAAGUCACUGGCAUGCUACCUUAACUCCAGUAAAAAUGUUUCCCUUUCAGCCACUGAUGGGGUUGUCCUUCCUAAACACCUGUCUUCCCCCAGGUAAACCCUGAACACUCUGCUAUUCCUAAUUUCAGCAUCCUUUCACACACUGUUUUCUGGCAUUUUUAUUUUCCAGCCCUACACCAAUCUGCAGAUUAGAGGCAGUUCACACUGUAAGGAAGGCCCUGGAAGUUACCCUAAGACUCCACCACCUUCCUUUCAGCCCCCUCAUGCAGUUUGCUUUGGCUCAGUACCAGUUCAGCCCAGAAAUUGUAUUUUAACAAGGGAAAAGCUAAGAGCUGGAUUUUUUUUUAUGAACACUAAAACAGAACCCAUUUGAUGUACUAGAUGUUUCACUCAGAAUGAUGUUGUUCAAGAUGAAAUAUAUAUUUAGCAUUUCUCCUAAAA
Zonotrichia leucophrys gambelii is the source of this 2117-nucleotide messenger RNA. RefSeq names its product neuropeptide Y receptor type 6-like. The transcript is spliced from 3 exons. NCBI's taxonomy places the organism in Eukaryota, Metazoa, Chordata, Aves, Passeriformes, Passerellidae. Gene Ontology annotation, biological process: G protein-coupled receptor signaling pathway. Gene Ontology annotation, cellular component: neuron projection; plasma membrane. The record is from RefSeq and is a predicted model, not a curated record. The coding region runs from base 296 to 1414 and encodes 372 amino acids. Gene Ontology annotation, molecular function: neuropeptide Y receptor activity; neuropeptide binding.